AUGCUGCAGGACUGCUUCGAUGACAUCAACAGGAAUGUCUUCCACGAUGAGGAUGUCUCCAAAUUCACCGAUAGAGUCCCGUACCUCAUCCAGAAGUGGAUCACCAAUGUUGUCCCCCAGAAGUCGGACAGGGUCUUCCCGAACCAGAAACCCUGGAUCAGUAGUUCUGUGCGAGCAGCAGUCCCGUCGCGACAUCGAGCUAACAUCGCUGGCGAUCAACAAGGGCUCAAGAAAAGAGGAGAAGUUGGCUGUGGGUCAGUUGGACUGGAGGAGGUGAAGUGGUCUGUGGGUCAGUAUGGACUGGAAGAGGUGAAGUGGGCUGUGGGUCAGUAUGGACUGGAUCAGGGGGAGAAGUGGGCUGUGGGUCAGUCUGGACUGGAAGAGGUGAAGUGGGCUGUGGGUCAGUAUGGACUGCAGGAGGUGAAGUGGGCUGUGGGUCAGUAUGGACUGGAGGAGGUGAAGUGGGCUGUGGGUCAGUCUGGACUGGAAGAGGUGAAGUGGGCUGUGGGUCAGUAUGGGCUGGAGGAGGUGAAGUGGGCUGUGGGUCAGUAUGGACUGCAGGAGGUGAAGUGGGCUGUGGGUCAGUAUGGACUGGAAGAGGUGAAGUGGGCUGUGGGUCAGUAUGGACUGCAGGAGGUGAAGUGGGCUGUGGGUCAGUAUGGACUGCAGGAGGUGAAGUGGGCUGUGGGUCAGUAUGUACUGGAUCAGGAGGAGAAGUGGGCUGUGGGUCAGUCUGGACUGGAAGAGGUGAAGUGGGCUGUGGGUCAGUAUGGACUGGAGGAGGUGAAGUGGGCUGUGGGUCAGUAUGGACUGGAUCAGGAGGAGAAGUGGGCUGUGGGUCAGUCUGGACUGGAAGAGGUGAAGUGGGCUGUGGGUCAGUAUGGACUGGAGGAGGUGAAGUGGUCUGUGGGUCAGUAUGGACUGCAGGAGGUGAAGUGGGCUGUGGGUCAGUAUGGACUGGAGGAGGUGAAGUGGGCUGUGGGUCAGUAUGGACUGGAAGAGAUGAAGUGGGCUGUGGGUCAGUAUGGACUGGAGGAGGUGUAGUGGACUGUGGGUCAUUAUGGACUGGAGGAGGUGAAGUGGGCUGUGGGUCAGUAUGGACUGGAGGAGGAGGUGAAGUGGGCUGUGGGUCAGUAUGGACUGGAGGAGGUGAAGUGGGCUGUGGGUCAGUAUGGACUGGAGGAGGUGUAGGGGACUGUGGGUCAGUAUGGACUGGAAGAGGUGAAGUGGGCUGUGGGUCAUUAUGGACUGGAGGAGGUGAAGUGGGCUGUGGGUCAGUAUGGACUGGAAGAGGUGAAGUGGGCUGUGGGUCAGUAUGGACUGGAGGAGGUGAAGUGGGCUGUGGGUCAGUAUGGUCUGGAGGAGGUGAAGUGGGCUGUGGGUCAGUAUGGACUGGAGGAGGUGAAGUGGGCUGUGGGUCUGUAUGGACUGGAGGAGGAGGUGAAGUGGGCUGUCGGUCAGUAUGGACUGGAGGAGGUGAAGUGGUCUGUGGGUCAGUAUGGACUGGAGGAGGUGUAGGGGACUGUGGGUCAGUAUGGACUGCAGGAGGUGAAGUGGGCUGUGGGUCAGUAUGGACUGGAGGAGGUGGAGUGGGCUGUGGGUCUGUAUGGACUGGAGGAGGAGGUGACGUGGGCUGUGGGUCAGUAUGGACGGGAGGAGGUGAAGUCGGCUGUGGGUUAGUAUGGACUGGAGGAGGUGGAGUGGGCUGUGGGUCAGUAUGGACCUGAGGAGGAGGAGAAGUUGGUUGUGGGUCAGUUGGACUGGAGGAGGUGAAGUGGUCUGUGGGUCAGUAUGGACUGGAAGAGGUGUAGUGGACUGUGGGUCAGUAUGGACUGGAGGAGGUGAAGUGGGCUGUGGGUCAAUAUGGACUGGAAGAGGAGGUGUAGGGGACUGUGGGUCAGUAUGGACUGGAUCAGGAGGAGAAGUGGGCUGUGGGUCAGUCUGGACUGGAAGAGGUGAAGUCUGCUGUGGGUCACUAUGGACUGGAGGAGGUGAAGUGGGCUGUGGGUCAGUAUGGACCUGAGGAGGUGAAGUGGUCUGUGGGUCAGUAUGGACUGGAGGAGGUGGAGUGGGCUGUGGGUCAGUAUGGACCUGAGGAGGAGGAGAAGUUGGCUGUGGGUCAGUUGGACUGGAGGAGGUGAAGUGGUCUGUGGGUCAGUAUGGACUGGAAGAGGUGAAGUGGGCUGUGGGUCAGUAUGGACUGCAGGAGGUGAAGUGGGCUGUGGGUCAGUAUGGACUGAAGGAGGUGUAGUGGACUGUGGGUCAGUAUGGACGAGGAGGAGGUGAAGUGGGCUGUGGGUCAGUAUGGACUGGAAGAGGUGAAGUGGGCUGAGGGUCAGUAUGGACUGGAGGAGGUGAAGUGGACUGUGGGUCAGUAUGGACUGGAGGAGGUGAAGUGGGCUGUGGGUCAGUAUGGACUGGAGGAGGAGAAGUGGGCUGUGGGUCAGUAUGGACUGGAGGAGGUGAAGUGGGCUGUGGGUCAGUAUGGACAGGAGGAGGUGGAGUGGGCUGUGGGUCUGUAUGGACUGGAGGAGGAGGUGAAGUGGGCUGUGGGUCAGUUGGACUGGAGGAGGUGAAGUGGGCUGUGGGUCAGUAUGGACUGGAGGAGGUGAAGUGGGCUGUGGGUCAGUAUGGACUG
Hypanus sabinus (Atlantic stingray) is the source of this 2638-nucleotide messenger RNA. Its product is annotated as collagen alpha-1(XXIV) chain-like. The transcript has 3 exons. Bases 1 to 1044 code for a protein of 347 amino acids. NCBI's taxonomy places the organism in Eukaryota, Metazoa, Chordata, Chondrichthyes, Myliobatiformes, Dasyatidae. The record is from RefSeq and is a predicted model, not a curated record.